AUGGCAGCUGAGUCACUGCCUUUCUCCUUCGGGACACUCUCCAGCUGGGAGCUGGAGGCCUGGUAUGAGGACUUGCAGGAGGUGCUGUCCUCAGAUGAAAAUGGGGGUACCUAUGUCUCACCCCCUGGAAACGAGGAGGAAGAACCAAAAACCUUCACCACUCUUGACCCCGCCUCCCUGGCUUGGCUGACCGAGGAGCCAGGACGAGCAGUGGUCACGCGCACCUCCCAGAGCCCCAGCUCUCCGGAUUCCAGUCAGAGCUCCCCGGCUCAGGAGGAAGAAGAGGAAGACCAAGAAAGACCCAGGAAACGGAAACACAGUGGCCAGUCCCCGGCAAGGGCUGGAAAGCAACGCAUGAAGGAGAAAGAACAAGAGCACGAAAGAAGAGUGGCACAGCUAGCUGAAGAGAACGAACGGCUCAAGCAGGAAAUUGAGCGCCUGACCAGGGAAGUGGAGGCGACUCGCCGAGCUCUGAUUGACCGGAUGGUUAAUCUGCACCAAGCAUGAACAGCUGGGACCAGCACUCCCCCCUCGGGCCACUUCCGACCCUUCCUGGAAGUAUCUACUGACCACCUUCUCACCAGUGCCAGUGAUGUACCCCUCCCACCCCCAUCUAUUCAGUAGGGGGAAAACUUAGGGUAGAUGACAGGAGAGGGUCUUGGCAUGUAUAUAGAGAUUGUACAUUUAUUUAUUAAUGUCCACACCCAUUAAAGUGACUUUCUAGGA
Molecule: messenger RNA, 726 nt
Organism: Mesoplodon densirostris (Blainville's beaked whale)
Lineage: Eukaryota; Metazoa; Chordata; Mammalia; Artiodactyla; Ziphiidae
Gene: DDIT3
Product: DNA damage inducible transcript 3
Exons: 2
Coding region: 1-507 (168 amino acids)
Biological process (GO): ER overload response; positive regulation of intrinsic apoptotic signaling pathway; intrinsic apoptotic signaling pathway in response to endoplasmic reticulum stress
Cellular component (GO): CHOP-ATF4 complex; CHOP-C/EBP complex; cytoplasm
Molecular function (GO): DNA-binding transcription activator activity, RNA polymerase II-specific; RNA polymerase II cis-regulatory region sequence-specific DNA binding; protein heterodimerization activity
Source: RefSeq, a predicted model, not a curated record